This is a messenger RNA of Babjeviella inositovora NRRL Y-12698, 402 nucleotides long. RefSeq lists its product as uncharacterized. NCBI's taxonomy places the organism in Eukaryota, Fungi, Ascomycota, Pichiomycetes, Serinales. The record is from RefSeq and is a predicted model, not a curated record. The coding region runs from base 147 to 341 and encodes 64 amino acids. The transcript has a single exon.
UCUCACUCCACGCUAUAGCUUGAAGUUAUUCUAUAUUUUUUACGGACAUCUGUUGUAUAUUGCCAAGUGGUUUGAGUGACAACCGUAUAUGCGAUAACCGGUGUACAUGAGAGGUACGAUGGUCCAUGGUUGGUGUACGGAGCACUAUGUUAUGCCGGAUUAUCUCACGGAUUAAACAUGUCUAUUCUGGAUUUUUCAUUGUUACUAUCCGAGCGGUAUUUUUUCUGGACAAAAUAUCUCAUAUGAGUCCAAUUUUAAAUGUCAAGGUGUGGCUUUUUCUAGCCUCAGCUAUUAAGGUCGAAAGAACCAAUACCCCACAUGCUGCUAAGCUUAGAUUUUAGAAUGUCAGCCAACGGUCAUGCUCAGUGUAUUGAUAUGCAGGUUGUGUUAUCCAUGGCAGUA